Molecule: messenger RNA, 3975 nt
Organism: Zootoca vivipara (common lizard)
Lineage: Eukaryota; Metazoa; Chordata; Lepidosauria; Squamata; Lacertidae
Product: volume-regulated anion channel subunit LRRC8E
Molecular function (GO): protein binding
Source: RefSeq, a predicted model, not a curated record
UUGUUUUGUUUAUUAAAAAAAACCCUUCUUUUCCUUAACUGGGCGGAGACGGAAGUAGAGGAGCUGGUAGCUAGGAUGCCCUGGAGCUAUUUCUGUUCCGAUAGAUCUUUCUAUGGAAAAUUACUACUCAUAACAUUAACUUUUAUAUAAGUUCCACUACUUUCAGAACAUUUUACAAGUUCCAUUUAAAGCUUGAUUAUUCAAAUUGCUGGAUUUGCCCUCUAUUCACCCCCUCCCCCUUCUUUUUUCCCUUGGCUGCUUCCUCUGAAUGGUAACCUUCAGAGAUAAUUACCCGGCUGGUUUGGUGCUCAUAGAAACCAGAACCUUAUGCAGACAGUGCCUGUUUCAGCUGUUCAGACAUGUUCUUAUGGAAGAAGCUAAGAAAGGGCCAUAGCUGCCAAGUUAUCCCUUUUUUAAGGGAUUUUCCCUUAUGCUGAAUAGGCUUCCUCACGAGAAAAGGGAAAACUUGGCAGCUAUGGAAAGGGCAUGAGCCAGCUCUUGGCAACAGGAGACUAAUUGAUGUUGGGGAACAGCACCAAUGAUCUACCAUGGAGGGAUAUUGGUUCUGGCCAAAGAUUCAUUUUGCCCAGCAUCCUGUUCUCACAUUGGCCAGCCAGAUGCCCGUGGGGAUCCUGCAGGCAGGACCUUCAUGCAAGAGAACUUCCCUACCUGUGUUUCCCACAAAGAGGUAUGCAGAGGCAUGUUGCCUCCAACAGUGGAGGGAGAACCUUCACAAAUCUGUCUAUCCAAGUUGGUGGCCAACCCUCAAUCUUGGAGCAAAUUUCACAGUUUAGCUACACACUGUGUGAAUAAGUAGUUUCCUUUGUUCUGAAUCUUCUGACAUUCAGCUUUAUUGAAUGUCUCUGGGUUCUAGUAUAUGCGAGAGGGAGGAAUAACUUCUAUUUUCUCAACUCCAUACCUAAUUCUAUCUAGCACGUCCCCUGCUUACUUGACUUUUUUUCAAACUAAAAAGCCUCAGAUGUUGUAAGCUGUUCUCAUGUGGAAGUUGCUCCAAGCCACUUGGUCAUCCUGGUUGCCCUUUCCUUGGGGUGAUUAGGGGGUCUCGCCUGGUGCAAUGAAUAACAACACCCCUCUUGUUAAUCAUUGCACUUGCACGAGGAGCGUCUUAGUAAAUUGCACCCAAUGAUCUUUUGUAACAGGUUAGUAGCUGUGAGCAACUCUUGGAAGGCUCGGAUGGAUAAUGGAAACCAACACCUUUUUUCACUUUCAAUAGUCUCUUUGUGGAAGUGCCCUUCCAUCAUCAAAAUUGACUUUGAUCUAGGGGACUCUUUUGCCAGCUGCUGCCAGGCCUGUGUCAGUUAAACCAUUUGGCUGAUUCUGUAGAGUCAAAGCAGUAUGAUCCCGGUGGCCGAAUUCAAGCAGUUCACAGACCAGCAGCCUGCUUUCAAGGUUCUCAAGCCAUGGUGGGAUGUGUUGGCCGAGUACAUCACCAUAGCCAUGCUGAUGAUAGGAGUUUUUGGCUGCACUUUGCAAGUGACACAGGAUAAGAUUAUCUGCCUUCCCAACCAUGUGCCUGAUGGCACAACCUUCACUGGUGCAUCUUGUGAAGAUUUCACGAAAAAGAGAGUCAAUGCCUCUGAGCCAAUAGGACCCUCUGCCAACCAGCGAAUGAAUGGGUUGAAGAACAACCUAGACCUCCAACAGUACAGCUACAUCAAUCAGAUGUGCUAUGAGACGGCCCUCCAUUGGUACGCCAAAUACUUCCCAUACCUCGUAGUCAUCCACACCCUCAUCUUCAUGGCGUGCACCUCGUUCUGGUUCAAGUUUCCUGGGACUAGUUCCAAGAUCGAGCAUUUUAUCUCCAUCCUGAGCAAGUGCUUUGACUCGCCCUGGACUACUCGAGCCAUCUCUGAAGUCUCUGGGGAUAACCAGGAAAAUGCAGUCUUAGAGAAGGGGUAUCGGAGGAGGAAAAGCAGUGCUCCCAGCGAGACAGCUGAACUCAACCCCCUCGGGGGAUCAGUGUCAGAAAAGAAGGUUUCAGAGUCCUCUCCGGUUAGCCUAUUGGACAAAAAGGAAGGGGAGCAGGCCAAGGCUCUCUUUGAAAAGGUGAAGAAGUUCCGGCUCCACGUUGAAAAAGGAGACAUCCUUUACACCAUGUAUAUCCGCCAAACCGUUCUCAAAGUCUUCAAGUUUCUCGUCAUCAUUGCCUACAAUGCAGCCUUGGUUCCCAAUAUCAGCUUCAUUGUGCCUUGCACUGUCAGGAUGGAGGACAUGACGGGCUACGACAAUUUCUGCUGCAACCACACCAAAGCCCACCUCUUCUCCAAACUGGCCAUCUGCUACAUCUGCUUCCUUGGCAUAUACGGCAUGACGUGUCUCUACACGCUCUACUGGCUAUUUCACCGGCCGCUGAAAGAGUACUCCUUUCAAUUUGCACGCAACGAGACAGGCAUCAGCGACAUUCCUGAUGUCAAGAACGACUUUGCUUUCAUGCUCCACCUCAUUGACCAGUACGAUUCCCUCUACUCCAAGCGCUUUGCUGUGUUCCUUUCCGAGGUCAGCGAGUUCAGACUCAAGCAGAUCAACCUCAGUCAUGAGUGGACGGUAGAGAAACUGCGGCAGAAGCUGCAAACCAACGCCCAAGGCCGGCUGGAGCUCCAUCUCUUCAUGCUACCAGGGUUGCCUGACACCACCUUUGAGCUGAAUGAGCUGCAGUCCUUGAAGCUGGAGCUCCUCAAAGAUGUGACAUUCCCACCCUCAGUGACUCAGCUGGACCAACUCCAGGAGCUCACACUGAUCAACUCUCCCGUCAAGCUCUCUUUCACCUCUCUUAUGUUCUUCCGUGAACAGCUGAAGGUAAUGACUGUGAAGUUUGAUGACAUCAAAGAUAUACCACUAUGGACCUACAACUUGAGAGGCUUGGAAGAGUUGCACAUCUCGGGACUUUUCAGUCCAGAGAUGGGCCGGGCAGGAACUCUGGAGAACCUGCGUGAGCUGAGGAAUCUAAAGACCUUGACUCUGCACAGCAACAUCUCAAAACUGCCACCUAGCGUGUCUGACGUUGCUGCCCAUCUGCAGAAGCUCAGGAUCUACAAUGAUGGGACUAAGCUAGUGACCCUCAACAACCUCAAGAAGCUCUUCUCUGUGCAAGAAGUGGAGCUGAUAAACUGCAACCUAGAACGCAUUCCCCAUGCUGUCUUCAGCCUGGUGAACAUGCAACAGUUGGACCUCAAGGAUAACCAGCUGCAGUCCAUUGCGGAGAUCAUCAGCUUCCAGCAUUGCCGCAAGCUGGUGUGCCUCAAACUUUGGCACAACCACAUUUCCAGCAUUCCUGAACACUUCCGCAAGCUCAAGACCUUAGAGCAGCUUGACCUCAGCCAUAACCGCAUUGAGGUCCUCCCUUCCCAACUAUUCCAGUGUUCUAGGCUGCACACUUUGGACCUUUCCUAUAACAAUAUCCAGGUCAUCCCCCCCGGGAUGGGAGUCCUGCAGAGCCUCCAGCAUUUUGCCAUUUCUCACAACUCCUUAGAGGCACUGCCAAAUGAAAUCUUCUUCUGCAAGCAGCUCAGGGUUCUCAAAGUAGGACACAACAAACUGCAUCGCCUCUCUGACCGUGUGAGUUGGCUGCCUUCACUCUCCACACUAGACUUGAGAGGAAACCCGCUUCAGACCCUUCCCUUGGAGAUUGGCCAGUGCCCAGUGCUCAAACGGAGUGGCCUGCUGGUGGAGAGCAAUCUUUAUGAGGCGUUGCCUUUGGAAAUUAGGGACAAAAUGGAGGAUCAGUGAUGAGGAGAAUGAUAAAGGGGACAGGGGUGUUCUCUCAUGUGUUGGCCCCAUUGAGUCCAAACAUGGGGGAGCUGGCUGAAGUUCUAUCUUCGGCUGGAAUCAAGGAGGGAAUGGGAAAUUUCCAUCCUAAUAAGGGAGGAAAGGAAUUGAAAAGACACAACAAAGAGCAAAAGUAGAAAGUGACUUAAAAAAAAUAAACCUGUUUUCUGAAUGGAUAAGACCACAGGA